AUGAAUAAUAAUAAUAAUAAUAAUAAUUUUAAUAAUAAUUUUAAUAAUAAUAAUAAUAAUAAUAAUAAUAAUAAUAAUAAUAAUAAUAAUAAUAAUAAUAAUAAUAAUAAUAAUAAUAAUAAUAAUAAUAAUAAUAACAAUAAUAAUAAUAAUUUAAUAUUUGUAAAAACUAGUUAA
Dictyostelium discoideum AX4 is the source of this 177-nucleotide messenger RNA. RefSeq lists its product as hypothetical. NCBI's taxonomy places the organism in Eukaryota, Evosea, Eumycetozoa, Dictyosteliales, Dictyosteliaceae. The coding region runs from base 1 to 177 and encodes 58 amino acids. The record is from RefSeq and is a predicted model, not a curated record. The transcript has 2 exons.